Messenger RNA from Cucurbita pepo subsp. pepo (vegetable marrow), 1534 nucleotides. NCBI's taxonomy places the organism in Eukaryota, Viridiplantae, Streptophyta, Magnoliopsida, Cucurbitales, Cucurbitaceae. The record is from RefSeq and is a predicted model, not a curated record.
AGGUUAAUAAAUAUCAGGUGACCGGGAAAAACAGAACUGCAAGGGUCUCAGCAAUGGCAGGUUCUACUGGUGGUAACGCUUCUUCCAAUUCCUCGCCUACUCCUCCUCCACCCAAAAUUCUUCUGGCAAAGCCUGGCCUCGUCACCGGUGGAGCAAUUUCCUCUAAGAUUGGGCGCGGCGCCGGCGCCGAUGACGAAUCCGCAUCAAUUCGGUCCCGUCUCCCUUCUCUUGGAUCCCUGAAUCUUCUCUCCGAUUCCUGGGACUUCCACAUUGACCGUUUCCUGCCGUUUUUGACUGAGAAUACGGAGUUCAAAGUGGUGGGAAUAAUUGGUCCACCGGGAGUUGGUAAGUCGACGAUCAUGAAUGAGAUUUAUGGCUUCGAUGGAAGUUCUCCAGGUAUGCUACCACCAUUUCCAAUUCUAUCUGAAGACGUUAGAGCCAUGGCUAGGCAUUGCACGUUGGGCAUUGAGCCACGAAUUUCUUCAGAGAGGAUCAUUCUUCUGGAUACUCAGCCUGUGUUCAGUCCUUCUGUUUUAGCUGAAAUUAUGAGACCAGAUGGUUCAUCCACCAUCUCAGUUAUUAGUGGCGAAUCUCUAUCUGCUGAAUUGGCUCAUGAACUUAUGAGUAUUCAGCUGGGCAUUCUUCUAGCGUCCAUUUGCAAUAUUGUCCUUGUGAUAUCGGAGGGAGCUCACGAUCUAAAUAUGUGGCGUUUGAUGUUAACUGUUGACUUGCUUAAACAUGGCUUGCCCGAUCCAUCUUCUUCUGUUUUCUCUCAUACACAAAAUUCUAAUGUAGGAUCCGAGAAGGAACACAAAGAUAAAGUUUCUGCAAGUGAAGAAUAUAUGGCUACUCCAAUCUUUGUUCAUGCAAAAGUGGAGGAUCCAGAUCUUGUUCCACACAACAUCUUGCAACUAAAGAGAGCAUUUGCACAAUGUUUUAAAACCGCCUCAUUUAUGGGAGACAAGGUCAAAAGUGACAAGGUCCAAAGUGAGCAACUACUUUCCUCUGUGGUUCCAGAUACCAGAAAUUUAGAUGUCGAUGGUGAAGAUCGAAGGUUGCUUUUCAUCCCAAAUCGAAACAAGGAUGACUCGACAAGAGGCCAAUAUGAAAGUUUUAACUUAGCUUUGUGGAAGCUGAGGGAUCAGGUUCUAUCCAUGAAUGGCACGUCGUUUUCGAGGACUGUUUCAGAACGUGAUUGGUUAAAAAACUCAGUGAAGAUAUGGGAAUUGGUGAAGAGCUCUCCCAUUGUAAUGGAGUAUGCUAGAACGCUUCAAUCUUCAGGUAUGUUCAGGAGAUAGUUGGAUGAUAUGGUUCUGUUCUGUUUGUAAAGGAAGAACAAAAGCAUGGUUAGUUGCAUAGCCUUUAGUAUUAGGCUUCAUCACUAAUUCUCCAUUCUACUGAGCUGAUCUCUGCUGUUUCACUUCAGCCAUCAUACAUGGUAUAGAUUUUUCUUUUUUUUUGUUACGACAGAUCGAUUCGUUUGGUGAUAUUUUCAACCGUCCCAUUUAUAAAUGUAUGGAAGAUUAUCCGAUCA